Lactuca saligna is the source of this 4625-nucleotide messenger RNA. The record is from the annotation of a GenBank genome assembly. Lineage: Eukaryota; Viridiplantae; Streptophyta; Magnoliopsida; Asterales; Asteraceae.
AUGGUAGCCUUAUGUGGGAUGGGUGGAGUGGGAAAGACGACAAUGAUGAAGAAGUUGAAAGAGUUUGUGGUUGAAAAGAAAAUGUUUAAUCAUUAUGUGGAGGCGGUUAUAGGGGAGAAGACGGACCCCAUUUCUAUUCAGCAAGCCGUUGCAGAGUACCUUGGUAUAAUUCUAACAGAAACCACUAAGGCAGCAAGAACUGAUAAGCUACGCGCAUGGUUUUCUGACAAUUCAGAUGGAGGAAGAAAGAGGUUCCUGGUAAUCCUGGAUGAUGUAUGGCAUCCAGUUGAUAUGGAAGAUAUUGGUUUAAGUCGUUUCCCAAAUCAAGGUGUCGACUUCAAGGUCUUGAUUACAUCAAGGGACCAAGCUGUUUGCACUGAGAUGGGAGUUAAAACUGAUUCAGUUAUCAAGGUGAGUGUCCUAGAGGAAGCUGAAGCACAAAGCUUAUUCUGCCAACUUUGGGAACCUUCUGAUGAUGUCGAUCCUGAGCUCCAUAAGAUUGGAGAAGAAAUUGUAAGGAAGUGUUGUGGUUUACCCAUUGCAAUAAAAACCAUGGCCUGCACUCUUAGAAGUAAAAGCAAGGAUACUUGGAAGAAUGCACUUUCUCGUUUACAACACCAUGACAUUAACACAGUCGCGCCUACUGUUUUUCAAACCAGCUAUGACAAUCUCCAAGACGAGGUGACUGGAGAUACUUUUUUGCUCUGUGGUUUGUUUCCGGAGGACUUUGAUAUUCCUACUGAAGACUUACUGAAGUAUGGAUGGGGCUUAAAAUUAUUCAAGGGAGUGGAUUCUGUAAGAGAAGCAAGAUACCAGUUGAACGCCUGCAUUGAGCGGCUCGUGCAUACCAAUUUGUUGAUUGAAAGUGAUGUUGUUGGGUGCGUCAAGUUGCACGAUCUGGUGCGUGCUUUUAUUUUGGAUAUGUUUUGUAAAGUGGAGCAUGCUUCGAUUGUCAACCAUGGUAGUAGUAAGCCUGGGUGGCCUGAAACUGAAAAUGAUGUGAUCAGGACCUCCUGCAAAAGAAUCUCAUUAACAUGCAAGGGCAUGAUUGCAUUUCCUAGUGACCUCAACUUUCCAAAUGUCUCAAUUUUAAAACUUAUGCAUGGAGAUAAGUCGCUGAGGUUUCCUUGUAAUUUUUAUGAACAAAUGGGAAACCUUCAGGUUAUAUCAUAUGAUUAUAUGGAGCAUCCAUUGCUUUCCUCAUCACUUGAAUGCUGCACCAACCUUCGAGUGCUUUGUCUACAACAUUGCUCAUUGGCGUUUGAUUUCUCUUCUAUUGGAAACUUGUUGAAUCUGGAAGUGCUUAACUUUUCUAGAUCUAGAAUUAAAUCUCUACCUUCUACAAUAGGAAAUUUGAAGAAGUUAAGGGUACUGGAUGUGACAGGUUGUGGCGGUCUUCGUAUGGAUAAUGGUGUCUUUAAAAAUUUAGUCAGACUUGAAGAGCUUUAUGCAUGCUCUUUAAGCUAUCAUGAAGAGACCAUUAGCUUUACAGGUGAUAACUGCAAUGAAGUGGCAGAACGUUGGAAAAACCUUUCUGCAUUGGAAUUUGAGUUCUUUGAAAACAAUGCUCAAUGGAAGAAUCUAUCAUUUAAGAAUCUUGAACGAUUCAAGAUCUCAGUGGGACGCUCUUUAAAAGGAGAAUAUUUAAUGGAGAGCAAACAUUCAUUCGAAAACACACUAAAGUUGGUAAUGAAGAAAGGUGAAGUAUCGGGACCUAGAAUUAACGAGUUGGUUGAGAAAACGGUGGUACUUUGUUUAAGUGUGGAUGAUAUGAAUGAUCUUGAAAUUGUUGUGGUGAAGCCCUCACUUCAUCCUGAGUCCUCUUCAUUCCCAGAUUUAAGAAUCCUUGUUGUUUCAAAGUGUGCAGAGUUGAAAUAUCUUUUCACACUCAGUGUUGCAAAAGCUCUAUCAAAUCUUGAGCAUCUUAAGGUUUCUUAUUGCCCUGUUAUGAAAGAACUAAUACAUAACGAGGAUAGAAGAGAAGAGACAAUUACACUUCGUCCUCAGUCAUCUUCGUUCCGUGAUUUAAAAAUCCUUGUUGUUUUGAAGUGUGCAGAUUUGAAAUACCUUUUCACACUCAGUGUUGCAAAAACUCUGUCAAAUCUUGAAUAUCUCAAGGUUUGUGAUUGCCCUGUUAUGAAAGAACUCAUACAUAACGAGGAUAGAGGCGAAGAGACAAUUACAUUUCCCAAGUUGAAGCUUCUAUUGUUGAGUGGGCUACGGGAGCUAUUGAGUUUGGGCCAGAAUGUCAACGUAAUUGCGCUACCACAACUUGUGGAUUUAGAAAUUGGAGGCAUUCCAAAUAUCACAAGCAUUUAUUCCAAGAAUAAACUGGCAAUAUCUUUCUUGUCAAACGAAGAGGUUUUGAUUCCUAAGCUGGAGCAUCUGUGCAUUUGGGGUAUAAAGAAUUUGAAGGAGAUAUGGCCUCGUGACUUUAGUACGAGUGAGGAAGUUAAGUUGAGAAAGAUUGAAGUGCGCCAUUGUGAGAAUCUUGUGAGUAUAUUUCCUUGCAAUCCCAUCCCAUUGUUACGUCAUCUUGAACAACUUGAAGUCAGGGAUUGUGGUUCCAUUGAAGCAUUAUUCAACAUUGACUUGGAUUAUGUUGAUGAGACUGGAGAAGGCAGCAGCUUGAGAAGCAUUGGAAUAUAUCAAUUAGAGAAUCUAAGAGAGGUGUGGAGAAUAAAAGGUGGUGAAAAUAACUCUGGUCUCCCUAUCCGUGGCUUUCAAGCUGUUGAAAGCAUAAGUAUUUAUGAAUGUAAGAGGUUUAGUUAUUUGUUAACACCUACCACCACCAAUUUUGAUCUGGGGGCACUUACCUCUAUGGUUAUACUUAAUUCGGGAGAAAUUGGGAGAAAAUAUGGAUUGGUGGAAAGUAGCCAAGGGCAAGAGAAUACUCUGUUCCCAGCCUAUCUCAUACAUUCGAUUCAUAACCUCGGUAAACUUGAAUUGGUGAAAUAUAAAGGAGUGGAGGUGAUAUUUGAGAUCAAGAGUACUCCUAGAAAUCAGGAUAAUCAACACCAAAUACUUCCCUACCUUGAGAAUUUGUAUAUAAAUGAUUUGGAGAGGCUGAGUCACGUGUGGAAGUGCAACUGGAACGAGUUCCUACUUCUUCACAGAAAACAGUCAGAAUCCCCAUUCCACAACCUCACAACCAUAGAAAUGAGAAAUUGUCAUAGUAUCAAGUAUUUGUUUUCACCUCUCAUGGCAAAACUUCUUUCCAACCUAAAGAAAGUCAAGAUAAAAUGGUGUGAUGGUAUGCAAGAAGUUGUUUCUAACAGAGACGAUGACGAAGAAGAAGAAAAAAUAACUUCAAGCACCGCUCUGUUCCCUCUUCUUGAUUCUCUCACUUUAAAAAGCCUGCAAAAUCUCAAGUGUAUUGGCGGUGGUGAGGCCAAGGCUGGGAACAAUAAAAUAUCUUCCAACAGUACUACUACCACUACCUCCUUUCUUGAUAAUUCUAAGUUUUCUGAAGUGGACAGUGUUUCUUGGAGCUUAUGCCAAUAUCCUAGAGAGAUAAGCAUAAAUAAUUGCAAUGCAUUGUCAAGUGUGAUUCCAUGGUAUGUAGCAGGACAAAUGAAAAAGCUUCAAGUGCUGAAAAUAAAGUCAUGCGAUGGGAUGAAGGAGGUGUUUGAAACUCAAUGGAUCAACAAAAGUGUUACUAUGCUUGAACUGAGAAACCUCAAGAGAUUGGAAAUCUAUAGCUGUGACCUUUUGGAACAUAUAUUCACAUUUUCCACACUUGAAAGCCUCGAGCAACUUGAAGAGUUAAUGAUAAAGAAUUGCAAGGCAAUGAAAGUGAUUGUGGUGAAGGAGGAAGAUAAUGGAGAGCAAAAAACAAAUGCAUCUUUUUCUAAGGCUGUGGUUUUUCCUCUUUUAAAGCUUAUUGAACUAGUUGAUUUACCAGAGCUGGUGGGUUUCUUUUUAGGGACGAAUCAUGAGUUCCAGUGGCCUUCAUUGGACGAUCUUGUGAUUAAGGAUUGCCCAGAGAUGAAGGUCUUCACAGCUGGUGGGUCGACAGCUCCACAGCUCAAGUAUGUGGAAACAAGCUCAGGCAAACAGCCAAACAUAGUCCUGAAUGCUGGUUUAACUAGCAUGCAACAACCACUACUACUCGGAAGCUUCAGGAGGUGGUUUGAUAGCUCACUAAAGUCACGAAAAAAUAAAAAGUCGUCGAUGUACAAGGAGUAUUUUAAGAUGGGUUUAAUGAUGAAGAAGUCUAUUUUCGAUGAUCACACAUAAAAAAUUCUCAAGACUUGGUAUAAAAAUAUUAAAAGGACAGAGGAAACGAUAAACGUGAGAUCAGAAAGUUUAACCAAUCAACCAAUAGAAGCUCAAGUCAAAGUCAAACCGAGUAACAUAGGGAAGUCAACAACACAAAGACAAUUUGCCAACAUUGUUGCAAGUGUUGACAUACCUAAUGAUAAGACUGCAUAAUUGUUACAAAUGUUGGUCAUAUAUUAUGUUUUAUAAAAAGGUUGUUCUUAACACACAAAAUGUAGGUUUUGAAUAGGUUAUUCAAGUCUUGUAUUUUUAAAAUAGUUUAGUUAUAUGUUGUUAAGUACAACCGAUCAUAUUUUAGUGAAUAUUAUAUUGUAUAAUAAAACUGUAUAUCGUUUGAAUUGAUC